Molecule: messenger RNA, 2647 nt
Organism: Myiozetetes cayanensis
Lineage: Eukaryota; Metazoa; Chordata; Aves; Passeriformes; Tyrannidae
Gene: DNAAF1
Product: dynein axonemal assembly factor 1
Biological process (GO): cilium assembly
Cellular component (GO): axoneme
Molecular function (GO): protein binding; dynein complex binding
Source: RefSeq, a predicted model, not a curated record
AUGGCGACGGGCCCGGCUGUGGUGGCGGCGGCGGGGCCGGGCCGCUCUCCCCCAUUGCCCUGCCGGGCUGUGCUCCCCACCCUGCCCUGCCGCCGCUCGCCCACACCGCGAAAGUCAGGCCGUGAGUCCGGCGCUGACGCGGGGGCUGCGGGAAUGGAAGCGGCCGCCGCAGAGCGGGACGGCGGCGGAGGGGAGGUCACAGCGCCAGAGGCGCCGCCGGGCGAUGGCGCGGCCGGAGCUGCCCCCACAGAGCGUGAGGGCAGAGCUGGCAGCGCAGUGUACGGACUGCAAGUGCAACUAGAAGGUCCAGAGCAAGGUUCUGAAGAGAGAAAUACUGAAAUUGCAGUUAAUCAGUGUAAAGACAGCGUGAAGGAGUGCAGCUCUGCAGACACCGUCCAAGGAGUGCCAAAGGAUGUUAAAACUCAAGAGAAAGCUGUCAACUGCAUGUCCAGAGCAGGCCAACAGAAUGAACAAAAACCAGGCGUUGAUCAUGAGUCUGUAACCAGCUCAUCCCGUCAAAGGACAGCUGAGAAGAAGGGCUCUGUGAGAAUGACAAAAAAGACUCUGCUGGACAUCUGUAAACAGCAGAAAUUAUACUGGACCCCCUACUUAAAUGAUACACUUUAUUUGCAUUAUAAAGGAUUUGACCGCCUGGAGAACCUCGAGGAGUACACGGGCCUCAAGUGUUUGUGGCUGCAGUGCAAUGGCUUGAGGAAAAUCGAGAACCUGCAGGCUCAGACAGAGCUGCGCUGCCUCUACCUGCAACUCAAUCUAAUUGAGAAAAUCGAAAACCUUGAGCCCUUGCAAAAGCUGGACUCCCUCAACAUCAGUAACAACUACAUUAAGACCAUUGAGAAUCUCUCUUGUCUGAAGGUGCUGCAGACUCUGCAGAUUGCUCACAAUAAGCUGAGGACGGUGGAGGACAUCCAGCACUUGCAAGAGUGCCCCAGCAUUUCUGUCCUUGAUCUUUCCCAUAACGGCCUAAGUGACCCAAGUAUUGUAACUGUUCUGGAGACCAUGCCUAAUUUGCAUGUGCUGAAUUUGAUGGGAAACGAGGUGAUAAGGAAAAUUGCUAAUUAUAGAAAAACACUUAUUGUUCGACUAAAACAACUCACAUAUCUGGAUGACAGACCAGUUUUCCCAAAGGACAGAGCCUGUGCAGAAGCCUGGGCUGUUGGAGGGCUUGAAGCUGAGAAAGCAGAAAGGGAAAAAUGGGAAACCAGAGAGAGAAAAAAAAUCCAAGAUAGCAUCGAUGCAUUAGCAGCCAUCAGGCAAAAAGCAGAGGAAAAUAAAAGGCAAAAGUGCAUGGAAGAAAGAGAUAUAAGUGCAAGGUGUGGAAAUGGAGAUGCAACAGAUGCCCUGGAAGGAGCACCUGAAAAUUCAGAAGAUGGUGAUGGAAAUUCUAAAACAUCAAAGCCUUCAAAUGUAUCAGAAGAGGAAGAAGCUCAAGAGAAGACUGAGAAAUUUAAAAAUGAAGGUUUUGAUGGUAGUGAUGAAGUGAUAACACUUCUACCAAAUAGGGAAGAUAACAGAGAUUUCACAUCUGGAAAUAUUCCUGCUGGAGUUCAAGAGGAUCUGCAGGAACCUGACUUUUACAAAUGUGCAGAUCUCAACCAGGAGACAGAUGAUCUCCCAAGAAAGAAGGCCGUGCCUCCUGCAGGGGAUGAACCUGCUGAAAGCGAGCAGUCCCAGGUGGAGACACUGGAGGAACUUUACCUUGAUGAACUGCCUGAUUUAGAAGAUGUAGAUGUAACCGAAUUUCCCCCAGAAGAGGAGAUCUUUGUUCAGAAGCAGGACUAUCACCCAAAGAUUGAAAUCAUUUCUGAAGUGACAAAUGACAGCGAUUCUGCAUUAGAGGAAAACAAUAAAAGCAUGUUUGAGAAAUCACUAGAAGAAGUUCCAACAGCAAUUUUUUCAAAUGUGUGUAAGAGCCAUAAAGAGAAUGAAGAGGAGGAGCACUUAAGACCCCUUCUUGAAAGCUUCUUUACAGAGCCUGCUAAUUCAGAAAGGCACCUGGAGAUCAAAGAUAAAAAAGGAACCCCCUUGAAACCCCUGAUACAAGAGGUGGUCACUGGGCCCAAGGACCAUCUGCUGUUGUCACCAGUCUGCCAUCAACCAGAUGACCCAAGCCCAUGGGAAGAGGAUGGGAAUGGCAGUGAUGGCGAAGCACAGGGCCUGGCUGAGGGUGAAGGAUGUCCCCACGAAGCACCAGCUGCCAAGGACACUGAGGGUGGAUUGGAUUAAUCCCUUUGGAAAAAAAGAUGGACCACAUCUGGAGCCCAGCACGUGGCUGACUGCAGGGAGCACCCCAAAGUGUGGAGCCCAGCAGUGGGACCAUCAGAACUGACACCACCCAGAGAUACAAAACCCCCCCCGGCUCCUGGGGCAGGAGGCUGCUCACUGCUGUGCAAACCACUGCUCUGAGGGUAAAUCCCAGGCUCCUGUUCUUGUGCCUUUGCAUCCUUCUAGGAAUUACUUAGUUAAAUGUUAAUGUCUCAGGUUUCAGUACAGAUGUAGUUUCAAAGCAAAAUGUUACGACUAUCUGUGAUUUGAACUAAAUAAAGAUUCUGCUUGUAACCACACCCUGUGAGAGGUGGCCUCAUCGUCAAGGGCUGACAAUGUUUUUGUGACACAACAACCACCACAA